UAGUUAUGAAGGAGGUGGUAACUGAUGGUCAUAUUGAAAUUGCUGCAUUGAUGAAAAGGGAAGAGAAAUAUAAGGAGGUCACACAUCAGAAUGAUGUGUGGCAUGGAGCAAAGAACAUUGCAAAGAAAAUCACUACUGCUGCUAAAUCUAAAGACAAUGCAGAUUUGACCUUGUGGGCACCAUCAAUAAGGAACCAUUUUUGGUAUUGUUCAAAAACAUGUGCUAAUGACUCAAAAAAUCUCAAAGUAAGAUUCACAUUGAAGUACUACUGGUUUUUGCAGCAAUACUUAUCUAGUUCGUGCAAACUGUACAUACAUGUGUUAAUAUGUAGUCACCUUAUGUUGUAUUUGGAUUUUACACCAUGUUGUUGAUGAGCAUGAGUGGGUGUUGGAGGAAGGUGUAAAUGGUGGAAAAUGUGAACAUGAUCCUCUUAAUGAAAGUGAGAGAAAGAAGCCAUGGCUUAAGAAAGAGUCUUCUGCCCAUAAAGCACUGGCAAAGAUCAUUCUGGACACUCGCUUUUUAAACACUUUGGUGUAUUAUGUUAACUUCAGGUAACAAAUGAGAUUGGAUAUUUGAAAAUUUCAGAUAAGUUAUAUUACGGUCAUCUAUAAUCAUGCUAUUAUUCUGGGAAUUAUUUUUGCUGUCACAUGCACUUAGAAAGUCAAUUACUCUAAUUAGAACAAUGUACUUUAUGUUAAAUUGUGGCAUGCAUAACUGGAAUAUUUCACAGCUAAUUUUGGAUCUCAUACCUGUUAAAAUACAUCAACCACCUAUCAUUCAUGCUAUUAUUUUCGCUAUUUUCAUUCGCACAUGCACUUACAGAAAUCAAUCUUGUGGCGCAUUACUGUAAUAUUUUGUUGCAAUUUUUUUAUGCCAAUGCCUUAUGUGCCAACAAACAAAUACAAUCAUAUGCGUACCUGGUUCUUGUUCACAGUUACCUGUACAAAUUCCAUUCUUCAAGUUAAGUUCAUGCUUCAUCAUUUUUAGCCGCACCAUUGGAUACUUCAGUAAUAUCAUGCAUUAAUUUCACCAAUUGCAUUACACAUUAAGUGAUAAAACAGGAACAUGCAUUUUCAAAGAAUCAAACAUGCUGUAUACAUUAAUUUAAUUGUUCUGCAUGCAAUCCGGAAUUUUUAUUUAUCAUCAAUAUCAAAAU
Dendronephthya gigantea is the source of this 1156-nucleotide messenger RNA. RefSeq lists its product as uncharacterized. The transcript is spliced from 3 exons. NCBI's taxonomy places the organism in Eukaryota, Metazoa, Cnidaria, Anthozoa, Malacalcyonacea, Nephtheidae. The record is from RefSeq and is a predicted model, not a curated record. Bases 6 to 371 code for a protein of 121 amino acids.